Molecule: messenger RNA, 1041 nt
Organism: Oncorhynchus gorbuscha (pink salmon)
Lineage: Eukaryota; Metazoa; Chordata; Actinopteri; Salmoniformes; Salmonidae
Product: phospholipase A2-like
Exons: 4
Coding region: 416-943 (175 amino acids)
Biological process (GO): phospholipid metabolic process; lipid catabolic process; arachidonate secretion
Molecular function (GO): calcium ion binding; phospholipid binding
Source: RefSeq, a predicted model, not a curated record
UUCAUUGUUGAAUUUGCGAUUUCCAGUUCGAUGUGUAAUCUUUAUGUUCAAUGGCCGAUAAUUUCUCUAAAUGAUUUAUCUUAAUAUGACAAGGAUUAAAAAGGAUUUGCCAGUAGAUUGUCGACUGUCAUGAUGAUGACUGCUAGUUACGAUUUUGACAGUAAGAUGUUGACAUGAUCAGUCCAAUCAAAGCUACUGUAGAUAUAACGUGAUUUGACAUAUAUAUAUAUUUUUCCUAUUUUUCCUAAGUCCUAAAAAUGUGGGGCUCAAAACUGAAUGAAUGGUCGCCACUGCUCCCGCAACCCCAUGUUCAUAUCAGUCGACCUCACGUGGAGUCGCGAGCCCUAGUUUGGGAAACGCGGUCAUAAACUGACGCGUUCUAGAACAGAAGACCAUUACUCGGCGCGUGGCUUGCAUGGAGAUGUCUGCUUUAUACCUCGCUCUGCUUCUGUUCUCCGAGCAUGUUAUCGACGGGAUAACCAGAUCUUACGAAGGGACUGAGUUAGCGACAACACCGACAGUCACCUCCCCGUUACCGGAGCGAUGGCGGCGGCGGGACAAGCGGGGCUUGUUGGAGUUGGCGGGCGUCGUUAAAUGCAGCACUGGGAGGUCGGCGGUGGCUUACAUCAUGUAUGGAUGUUACUGCGGGCUGGGAGGCCAGGGAUGGCCCCGAGACAAGGCUGACUGGUGCUGUCACAAGCAUGACUGUUGCUAUGGGAAGGCUGAGAAUCUGGGUUGUCAGACCAAGACGGACAAAUACCAGUGGACCUGUGAGAACAAGAUGUCCAACUGCGAGUCUCUCAAGAACAGAUGUGACAAGAUUCUGUGCAGGUGUGACCGGGAGGCGGCCAGGUGUCUGAGGAGAGCUCCCUUCAUCCCUAAAUACUCUGUCUGGCCCGACUUCAUGUGUGGAUAUGAACAGCCCACCUGUACCCGUCACUGAUGCUGUUACACAGUGUGUGUGUGUGUGAGAGAGACUAGUGUUUUCUCUCGUUUGUCCUGGCUAGUGGUGUGUGUGUAAUAAAGACCUACAGUACUUUA